UAACCACCACCACACAACGCACGCACCUGAGCUGGACCAAGAAGAAGACGAGGAGGCUUAAGCCUGAGGCUAAACCCCUCCUCCUCCGCUCAUCGCCGGUCGCAGCGGGAUGGAGAUCAGGGGGCUGGGGCAGAUGCUGGCGGCGCUGGCCGCGGCGCUGUUCCUGCGGGUCGCCGCCGCGGGGGCCGGCCCCGCCCUCCUCCCGCCCGCGGAGGAGGAGGAGGAGGACGCGGAGGCCGGCGAGGGAGGCGGCGGGGUGCGGCCGGUGACCAUCCGGUGGGCCCGCGUCACCUGCGCCCUCAAGAACAAGCGCGGGGACAUGGCAAGGUUCUUGCUGUCGAAUCUGUCGGGGGAGGCGAAGCCGGGGAGGCUGCUGGCGCUCAUGGGGCCGUCAGGGUCCGGCAAGACGACGCUGCUCAAUGUGCUGGCGGGGCAGCUCACGGCGUCGCCUUCCUUGCACCUCUCGGGCUUUCUCUACGUCAAUGGCCAGCCCAUGUCGCAGGGCGGUUAUAAGAUUGCUUAUGUGAGGCAAGAAGACAUUUUCUUUUCGCAGCUAACGGUGCGGGAAACACUCUCACUUGCUGCUGAACUACAGCUUCCUGACACGAUGUCUCCCGAGAGGAAGGAGAAGUAUGUUGAUGAUCUUCUGUUUCGUCUUGGAUUGGUCAACUCUGCUGAUUCUAUCGUGGGUGAUGCAAAAGUACGUGGAAUUAGUGGUGGUGAAAAGAAGCGCCUCUCGCUUGCAUGUGAACUGAUUGCAAGUCCUUCAGUCAUCUUUGCGGAUGAACCAACAACAGGCCUUGAUGCAUUCCAGGCAGAGAAGGUGAUGGAGACUCUUAGACAGCUUGCAGAAGAUGGGCACACUGUGAUAUGCUCUAUACACCAGCCAAGAGGUUCAGUUUAUAGCAAAUUUGAUGACAUUGUGCUACUGUCAGAGGGAGAAGUUGUAUAUAUGGGGCCUGCAAAAGAAGAACCUCUAAAAUACUUUGCAUCAUUAGGGUUGUUAUUCUGUCAUCACUAACAUUCCUUUCUGGCAUUUGAUGUUUUCUGGAACACAAUAUUUUCAUGAUUUCCACAUAUCUCAAAUUCAAAUGUAUGCACUGCACUUGUUUUUUUUAUAUAAUACAGUUGAAGUUAAUUAUCCAGGCAUAGAUUGGAUUUUGGUAA
Hordeum vulgare subsp. vulgare (domesticated barley) is the source of this 1167-nucleotide messenger RNA. RefSeq names its product ABC transporter G family member 7-like. Bases 110 to 1021 code for a protein of 303 amino acids. NCBI's taxonomy places the organism in Eukaryota, Viridiplantae, Streptophyta, Magnoliopsida, Poales, Poaceae. Gene Ontology annotation, molecular function: ATP hydrolysis activity; ATP binding. The record is from RefSeq and is a predicted model, not a curated record. The transcript has 5 exons.